Molecule: messenger RNA, 1552 nt
Organism: Phragmites australis (common reed)
Lineage: Eukaryota; Viridiplantae; Streptophyta; Magnoliopsida; Poales; Poaceae
Exons: 7
Coding region: 130-1248 (372 amino acids)
Molecular function (GO): Hsp90 protein binding
Source: RefSeq, a predicted model, not a curated record
UUCGCGUGAAGCAAUUGAGCCCUUUUUUGGCCCGACGAGUCCAGAAGCCGCUGUGACGGCGGCGGCGAGGGGAGAAGCGAAGAGCGACGCAGGCGCAGCUGCCGAAGCACCGAGAGCAGCUCGACGGCCAUGGCGCUGCUGAUGGAGCCAGGUGCCGAGCCCCUCACCGAGAGCGAGCAGGCCGAUCUGGACGCCAUCACCGCCAUCAAGGAGUCGGCGGCGCACGAGUACAAGGAGCAGGGCAACCAGUUUGUCCGGAUGGGCCGGAAGCACUACGCCGACGCUGUCGCCUGCUACACCAAGGCCAUCGCCCAGAUGGAGCCCCUCCCCUCCCCCGACGCCGCAGCCGACGCCUCCGUCCUCUUCGCCAACCGCGCCCACGUCAACCUUCUCCUCGGCAACCACCGCCGCGCACUCGACGACGCCGAGCAGGCUGUUCGCCUCUCCCCAUCCAACGUCAAGGCGUACUAUCGGGCGGCGAAGGCGGCGCUUGCGCUCGACUUGUUGCCGGACGCGGUGUCCUUCUGCCGGAGGGGGCUCGAGCAGGACCCCUCUAACGAGGAGCUCAAGAAAUUGCUGUCGCAAGUGGACGCGCGGCAGAGUGAGCAAGAUUGUGAGAGAGCCAAGGUUGCACAAGCAGUCGUCGCAGCCAAAGAUCUUGCUGCUGCCAUGGAGAAGAGAGGGAUGAAGCUUGGGAAGGCAGCCUAUCAAGAGCUGACGGGAGUGAAGAAGCCGAAGCUUGAUGAGCAGAGCGUGCUCCACUGGCCUGUUCUUUUGCUCUAUCCGGAGGUCAUGUCGAGUGACUUCAUUGAAGAUUUUCCGGAGACUGAUACAUUCUCACCCCACCUUGAUGUCAUGUUCUCAGAAAGUUCUCCACCGUUGCCUUGGGAUGAGAACCAUGCUUACACAAGGGAGGUCAUUGAGUUGUAUUAUCAGGCUGGUGUUGGCAUACUUCUGUCGAAAAGUGAAAUAUUACAAUAUCUUCUAGAAGGCACUGUGGACCCAAAGUCACUUCCAGCAAGCCUGCUUGAUGGCGAGGAUGGAGAGCAUGAUACUGGCAAGAGCAGCACCGUUACAUCAUCAAGUGAAGGCUCUGGUAAGUGGGUCAAAGUAAAAGAAGGAAAAACUCUUCAAGAAGUGCUGCAGCAUAAAGACUAUGUAAUUCCUGCAAUUCCUGUGUUCUUUGUCGUCUCAAGGAAGUCCACCUUCUAUAAAAAGUUUAAAGCUGGAAAUUGGUCUUUGCCGUAAAUUCACGCUACGGUUGCUAUGGAUACGUUCAGAAAACUAAAGAUGUUCGAUUGAUCAUCAUUGCUCUGUUUUUGUGGCUGAGGUGUGUUCUCAUCAGCAUCUGCACCGAUGCUGACUGUUUUUCGCCACUCUGCUUGAUUGAUGGCUCAUGAUUGAGUAGGCACACACAAAAUUUGUUGUAACAUGAACGCCGUCUGUGGACCUAAUUCGGCGCUUGCCGUGGUGCGUGGUGAUAGUGUGUUACUGUGAUAUUUCAACUGAGAAGUCGAUGUUCCUAGUUACUGGACUUCCAACAUUUGCUGUA